This is a messenger RNA of Nelumbo nucifera (sacred lotus), 1605 nucleotides long. It is a transcript of the gene GATA6, whose product is annotated as GATA transcription factor 6. Lineage: Eukaryota; Viridiplantae; Streptophyta; Magnoliopsida; Proteales; Nelumbonaceae. Gene Ontology annotation, biological process: regulation of DNA-templated transcription; cell differentiation. Gene Ontology annotation, molecular function: zinc ion binding; sequence-specific DNA binding. The record is from RefSeq and is a predicted model, not a curated record. Gene Ontology annotation, cellular component: nucleus.
AGGAGGAAAAAUAUAAAACAAGUGUAGAUGGAGAAAUAGUUAAAAGAUAAACCAGAAACGGGGGGGCACUUGUUUCGCCACGGACGCUUUCAUCCCUCAUUCAAUGCUGUACCAACCUCUGCCCCUCUUCUUCCCUUUCAACCCUUCCUCAGCCUCCUGCUGCUCCUCUGUAAUUUCUACUCCCUCUCAUAUCUCCUCCUUGCCUCCGUCGUCUCCUCAGGGAAAAUCAGGAAUGGAGUGUGUAGAAGCAAGAGCCUUGAAAACCAGUUUGUGGCCGGAGAUGGGUUUGAAACCGAGCCAACAAGUGUCUUGUGAUGAUGAUUGUUUUGUUAAUGGCUCAAAUGGCUUGGCUGGGGACGAUUUUUUCGUGGACGGCUUUUUUGACUUCUCUAAUGGAGAUUUGGAAGAGGGUAUUUUUGAAGGACAAUUAGAAGAGAAGGACUAUGCGUCUGUUUCUUCUCAGGAACAAGCGGAGAACGAUAACUCCAACUCUAGCGCUUUUUCCGAAAAAGAUGAUUUUGGGUCUGUUCCCGGCAGCGAACUCAGCGUUCCGGCGGAUGAUUUAGCGAACCUUGAAUGGUUAUCUCAUUUCGUGGAGGAUUCUUUCUCAGAAUUCUCGCAACCUUACCCAGCGGGAAACCCAACAGUGAAACCCCAAGGUGAGUCCUUGAACCGGUAUGAAACGGAGCCUGGAACGACAACGGUGAAAGUCCCGGUUUUCCUGACGCCUAUACCAGGCAAGGCGAGAAGCAAGCGUGCGAGAACCGGCGGGAGAGUGUGGUCUCUCGCGUCGCCUAGGCUUCCGGAAUCCUCUUCGACGUCGUCGUCGUCUUGCUCUUCCACGUCGUCUUCUUCAACGUCCUGUUUUACCUUCCUGAACAGCGGCCAUAACCUGGAACGGUUGUGCUAUACUGGCGGAAACCCGCCGGCGAAGAAGCAAAAGAAGCCGGGGACGGAGACGGGUGGGGCCCAACCGCCCCGCAGGUGCAGCCAUUGUCAUGUUCAGAAGACCCCACAGUGGAGAACCGGUCCUCUGGGGGCCAAGACCCUGUGUAACGCUUGUGGGGUUCGCUACAAGUCCGGUCGGCUCCUACCGGAGUAUCGGCCGGCUUGUAGCCCGACGUUCUCGAACGACGUUCACUCUAACAACCACCGCAAAGUAUUGGAGAUGCGACGGAAGAAAGAGAUGAUGAUGAUGAUGAUGAGUGAGCCAGAGUCCGGAUUGGCUCCGGCGGUGCAGAGCUUCUAAAACAUAGAUAGGAAAUAGGAAACGGGAGAAGAGACUUCAACCCAACCCGGUCGAGCCGUUGCGGUUCGAGUGUAUAUUCCGCAGUGAUAGUGUGUGCAGUGUAGCAUAGAAUGAUAGGAAUAGGACCUGUAGGCUUUGUAGUUUUGUAGUCAUGUAACGGAUUCGGAUCAGGCAGUUUCUUUUCUUGUUAGUGUAUUUCUUUUCAUUGAUUUAUUUGCAAUGUUAGAGUCUGAGUAGUGAGCAGAGAAAGGGAUAGAGAGAGAAAGAGUUCUUCUAUUAAAUACUUUUAAUUGAGAUUUUCUGACUGCUUUUUAAGUGAGGAAACAAGAGUUUCAGCUUUUGCAUUGCGGUUUCAA